GCCGGUAUCCCCGUCCGCCUACUAAAUGAAGCACAGGGUCACGUGAUCUCGCUUGAGCUCACCACGGGCGACACGUAUCGAGGCAAGCUUGUCGAAAACGAAGAUAACAUGAACCUUUCGUUGACAGACGUCACGAGGACCAAGGGCCUCACGGGUGAAACCUCCUAUAUGAACCAAGUCUUUGUGCGGGGCUCCAUGAUCCGUUUUGUGAGCGUGCCAGAUAUAUUGAGAAAUGCCCCGAUGUUUCUAAUGAGCCCCGGAGAUAAGCCCCGGCCUCCGGUGAGAGGGCCU
Messenger RNA from Metschnikowia bicuspidata var. bicuspidata NRRL YB-4993, 291 nucleotides. It is a transcript of the gene SMD3, whose product is annotated as mRNA splicing protein. The transcript has a single exon. Gene Ontology annotation, cellular component: precatalytic spliceosome; U5 snRNP; commitment complex. Gene Ontology annotation, biological process: spliceosomal snRNP assembly; RNA processing. The annotation marks the transcript as partial. Gene Ontology annotation, molecular function: RNA binding. The record is from RefSeq and is a predicted model, not a curated record. NCBI's taxonomy places the organism in Eukaryota, Fungi, Ascomycota, Pichiomycetes, Serinales, Metschnikowiaceae.